Molecule: messenger RNA, 2079 nt
Organism: Pochonia chlamydosporia 170
Lineage: Eukaryota; Fungi; Ascomycota; Sordariomycetes; Hypocreales; Clavicipitaceae
Product: NADPH cytochrome P450
Exons: 2
Coding region: 1-2079 (692 amino acids)
Cellular component (GO): cytosol
Molecular function (GO): FMN binding; NADPH-hemoprotein reductase activity; flavin adenine dinucleotide binding
Source: RefSeq, a predicted model, not a curated record
AUGUCCAAGAUACCGUCAAUUGACAUUCCGGCGGAGUUCAUCCCAAGAACACUCCCGGAUAUUGCUGCUCUCAUACUAGCCGGAGCGAUCUCAACUGCGUACUUAUUAAAGGGAUAUGCCUGGGACAAGCCAGAUCCAUAUCAUCAUCUAUGGUUCGAGAAACCAACAGAAAAGUACUCCAAGUCCCGAGCCUUGGCAACUACAUCAACAAGAAAUGUAGCCGAAAAACUAGAACAAGACGCCAAAGAUGCCGUCAUUUUCUGGGGAUCUCAAUCAGGCACUGCAGAAACCCUAGCCACUAGACUUGCAAAAGAAUGCCUCGCACGCUUCAACUUGCAAGUCUUGUGCGCAGACCUGGCAGACUACGACCCAGACACCAUCUGCCUCAUACCAAACACGAAAUUUGCCAUCUUUAUCAUAUCCACAUAUGGGGAGGGAGAUCCCAGCGACAACACAUCAGCUUUUUGGCAUUGGCUUCAUCAGCGGGCGCAGCCUAUUCCUCGACUGGAUAGCUUGCGCUACGUGGCUUUUGGUCUCGGAAACAGCAACUACAGAUAUUUCAACAGAGUCAUUGACGUUGUCUCAGAUGCAUUGGACAAGGCUGGCGCUCAACGACUCAUGCCUGUUGACAAAGCGGAUGACGCGAAAGGAGGCACUGAGGAAUACUUUCUGGACUGGAAGGACAGCCUAUUUGACCUUUUUCGAGGGACGUUGAAGUUUACGGAGCAGGACCUCAUAUACAAACCAAGCGUUCAAGUUGUCCAAGAUGAGUCGCUGUCGCAGAGCGAUUUAUACCUUGGGGAACAAGAUCACCAUUCCGUUGCUAAUGGCGAGUCGCCCGUCUUGUCGCUUGUUGUCGCCAAUGCACACAAUCCAUGUCCCUCGUCAUCGCAGGGCUACGUCCAUCUGGAGCUCGAUCUUGGGACAACGGGCAAUUUGCGGUAUCGAACCGGUGAUCAUCUUGCCGUCUAUCCUACGAAUCCAGACAAUGAGGUAGAACUGCUCUUGAGAGCCAUCGGCUACGACGAAGAGCGUUCUACCUCCGCGAUCCUCAUUCAGCCUGUUGAAGAAGGCCACAAUAUCAAAAUUCCAAGUCCGACUACACUUCAAGCAUUGUUCCGGCAUUACCUGGAAAUAUGUGCCCCUGUAUCGCGAGAGUCACUCAGGCAGUUGGCCGCGUAUGCACCGAAUGCCCAAUCUCGCAAGCUUCUCCUGUCACUAGCAGAUGACAAAGACGCAUAUACGGCCUUUAUAUCCAGUAAUCACGUCAAUCUUGGUAGGAUCCUCUCAAUAACUGCCCCGGGUCUGGUUUGGAACCUCUUGCCUAUAUCCUAUCUAGCGGAAUCACUACCCGUCAUGCGACCGCGGUACUAUUCCAUUUCCUCUUCAAGCGCUAUAUCGUCUCACCGCGUAGCCAUCACCGUCGGUGUAGUGUCUUCAAAAUUGACUGGAAAUCACUCGGUUACAAUCCCUGGCAUCACGAGCAGUUACUUGCAGAAAAUCAAUCACGGCCUGAAGAGUCCAGCUACCAGUGGCCCUCGCAAUGCCAAUGAAAGUAAGGGAUAUCGUAUUUACGCAUCUAUUCGUCAAUCGGCGUUCAAGCUCCCGAUGCUCAGCUCCAUACCGUUGAUAAUGAUUGCCGCCGGCACGGGCAUUGCACCAUUCCGCGCCUUCAGUCUCGAGCGAGCGAGACUCCAUUCUGUUGGACAACCUGUUGGUCGUAUGUUGCUGUUUUUUGGGUGCCGAACUCAACUGGACUUUUUGUACAAAGAUGAACUUUUUCACACGGCUGUUUCUUUGGGUGAUGCGCUGGAAAUAGUGACAGCUUUCUCUAGGGAGACCGACAGCCCGAAGUUGUAUGUGCAGAAUCGGGUUGCAGAACGGCAGUCGCAGGUAUGUCAGAUGUUGGAGGAUAGGGCGAACGUCUAUAUUUGUGGCCGGGUGUCCAUGGCGAAGGAGGUCGGAAAGGUUUUGGAGGAUGCAAUGAAGGCGAGGAAGGGGUGGGAUGAUGUGGAAACGAAACGAUGGGUUGAAAACACAAAGAGAGGCAAGAAAUGGUUGGAGGACGUGUGGGGAUAG